AUGGUCAGCUCCGCCGCAUUUCUCCUUUUCGCCGGGCUCGCGUCCGCAGGCAUUCUCGCUCCGCGUCAGCAACAAAACGAGACGGCGGCAGUCGACAUCACGGCGCUGAACAAGAACGUCACCGCGACCUCGGGUAGCGGCGCAGUCAGCGCCGCGGGGACACUGUCUCCGUUUGGAGGCAUUGGAGUCGGAUGUGGUAUUAACUGGGCGGAAGGCCAGUCUUUCGGAGGCGGUCUGCAAUCCGGCUCCGACUCUUUCGGUCUCGGUGGUGGAUUCACCAUCACUAAGGACAAGAUGAACAUCGGUCUCGGCAUUGGCGUCAACCCGAUCAAGUUCAACUCAAAUGUCAACUUCGAGGCGUCGACGAACGGAACCGUGAGCUUGGUGUUCGCCUCCACGGGGACGAUGAAGUGCGAGGAGACGACAACGGCGGAUGGUCUCAAGGGCGUGAAGUGUACUGUCUCGUCUUAG
Messenger RNA from Colletotrichum truncatum, 471 nucleotides. RefSeq lists its product as uncharacterized. The record is from RefSeq and is a predicted model, not a curated record. NCBI's taxonomy places the organism in Eukaryota, Fungi, Ascomycota, Sordariomycetes, Glomerellales, Glomerellaceae.